AGCUCGAGCAGUCAACUCCUCUUACACGCAGCAUCUCUCUCACACCAUGUGGACCCAGGUCAGCGCUCUGCUGCUCCCGCUCGCCUGCUGCCUCUGGUCGGCCGAGGCUCAGACUGCAAACAGACAAAGCAGCUGGAAUGAUCCCAUUAAAUUCAGCACCAAGGCCAAGGACCAGUGCACCAUGACCAUCACCGGUCAGGGGGAAUACACCAGGCUGAGGGUGACGUGCCAGAGCCGUCAGCGCUCCUACUGGUGCGAGUACAUUGGACGGCCUCACACCUGCAGCAGCUACAACAAAAACCCUCGCCACUACUUCGUGCAGAUGAUGUGGGGCCUCAGAAAGCUCCAAAACGCCUGCCUGGGGCCAAGGCAGAUCAAACCCCACAUGUGCAGGAAGGCAGGCGAUGAGUCCCAAAUGGUCUUCUCAUCAGGAUCCUUCUCCCGUACAUCGCCGGAGGCUCCAAUGAGGCCAAAACCAGCAACUCAGCCUGCGAGACCUCAACCUCGCCCUCGGCCCACAAGACCCGAUUCUGCAAGGCAACCUAAGGCAAAGCCCACAGAGAGAACCAAUUCAGAAUCAGCGACCCCACCUGUGGAGAGCAAAGCUAAGAGGUUGGCUCAGCAGUACUGCUGGAGGUCGCUUCGAGGCAUCUGCUCCUUCUUUAUUGGCUUGGUUCGGAAAGACUGAGGAAGAUGUACAAUGAAGACUUCAACUAUCUGAUUAUAGCAGCUCUUGAAGGGAAAACCCAACCGGCAGUUUGGUUUACAUUGUGGAAGAACUGUAGCGCCCUCUCCACAGGAAGAGAUGGUACUGCUGUGACCAUCUGAAGCAGGAUUUCUCUGUGAACCUUGCAUGCAUCACCCUACAAAUGUCACUGUUUGAAAAAAAACUCUACUACCUGUCUUAAUGUAACACAAGUCUGAAAUUCAAAGUUCUUCUCUGACUGAUGCACAAACAUUUGCAACAACACAUUUGACUGAGACAGAAAACAAAGACCUGAGUAUAAUCUACGUGCAUCACUUACUAUAUUGUUGGGAAAGAGACAAGGUCUGAAACAAGGGAGUGAUUUAUGUACUGCUGUAUUUAAAAGAAAUAUAUAAUGAAUGUGAAAAUAUCUUUAUUAAAUAAAUAAAUAUUAUUUUCCAUUA
Messenger RNA from Eleginops maclovinus (Patagonian blennie), 1149 nucleotides. It is a transcript of the gene fgfbp2a, whose product is annotated as fibroblast growth factor binding protein 2a. Gene Ontology annotation, biological process: cell-cell signaling. NCBI's taxonomy places the organism in Eukaryota, Metazoa, Chordata, Actinopteri, Perciformes, Eleginopidae. Gene Ontology annotation, molecular function: growth factor binding. The transcript has 2 exons. The record is from RefSeq and is a predicted model, not a curated record. The coding region runs from base 47 to 688 and encodes 213 amino acids.